AUGGCGUUGGGGGUGCUGUCCGCCUUCCGGCGGUUGGCCGUCCAGUCUGCGUCGACUUCGGGCGAGGCUGGAUCAUCUUUGCCGCUUAAUUCAUUAAUUAGAAAUAAAUUGAAUGCAAUAUUUAACCGCGGCAGCCUCUCACCUCCUCAAAGGCCACUGGCAACGGCGGCCCCCCCACAGACGACAGCAACUGCUGCACCGGCUGCAGCAGCAGCAGCAGCAGGGCAGCAGCCGCAGUACCGCCGCGUGCCGUUUGUGCGUGAAGACCUCUCUCUGGUUAUGCAGGAGGUGCCUGACUUCAAGUACUAUUACAUCGGCAAUGAGGCGCCCUCCGCCUACCCUUACAAGGACGUGCCCAUGGACCAACCCAUACUUAAUCCGGAUCAGUUUCCUGAAUACGUCCAGCCCAGCGGCGCAGUUGAGUACUCCAAACUGGACAAUGGCCUUCGGAUUGCUUCUGUAGACAGAGGAGGUUUGGUUUCUUCUCUGGGUUUGUUCGUCAACACGGGGAGCCGCUGGGAAGAUGUGAGCAACAGCGGAGUGAGCCACAUGCUGCAGCUGCUCGCCUUCCAUUCAACUGCCCAUUUGUCGUUUUUGCGGACAAUCAAAACAAUAGAAGUUUUGGGAGCCUCUGCAGCUUGUGUGGCGGGCAGGGAGCAGAUCGUGUAUAGCGCCGAGUGCGUGCGCGAGAAGAUGCCUCUGUUGCUGCCGAUGUUGACUGGAAACGUCUUGUUUCCCCGUUUGCUGCCGUGGGAAAUAUCGGCAAACAAAAACAAACUGAUUCAAAUGAAGCAAAAAAUAGAAAGCCAGCCUGAUCAGUGUGUUUCUGAGAUGCUGCACCAAACUGCUUGGCAUAACAACACCCUGGGGCUUAAGCUCUUCGCCACAGAAAAAAGCCUCCAGCACUAUGACGCAAACACCAUUCGGCAGUUCAUACUCGACCACUUUUCCCCAGAAAACAUGGUAUGCGUGGGCGUGAACGUAAACCAUGAGGAAUUCAGCCGUUGGGUAAUGAGGGCCUUUGUAGACUACAAUGCUGUCCCAAACAAACCCCGAAAAUAUAUCCAGCCAAUAUAUACUGGAGGAGACAGCAGAGUUGAAGCGCUGGCGCCCCAUGCACAUAUUGCUGUGGCAUUUGAAACGCCUGGAGGCUGGAACGGGGGGGACUUGGUGACCUACAGCGUCCUGCAGACUCUCAUGGGAGGGGGCGGGGCCUUCAGUACUGGAGGCCCAGGAAAGGGUAUGUACACCCGGUUAUACCUGAACGUUUUGAACAAGUAUGACUGGGUCGAGAGCGCCAUGGCCUUCAACACGCAAUACACAGACACCGGCCUCUUUGGCCUUUACAUGCUGGCCAACCCGAACAAGGCCUCAAGUGCUGUAAAGGUGAUUGCCGAACAGUUUGCGGGAAUGACACGUGUGACUGCCGAGGAGCUGCAGAGAGCCAAAAACUCAAUAAAGAGUUCCAUUUACAUGAACUUAGAAAACAGAGGCAUUGUUAUGGAAGACAUAGGCCGCCAGUUGCUGAUGAGCGGUCGCGUAAUAUCCCCUGCUGAGUUUUGCCGAGCUAUCGACAACGUGAAGGAGGCAGACAUAAGGAGGGUAGCAGAAAAGAUGUUCUCGAAGCCUCCCACUGUGGUGGCUUACGGCGACAUCUGCUCAGUGCCUCACUAUGAGGAAAUACGGGCUGCGCUGCGCGCAGCAGGAGUUGGAAAGUAG
This is a messenger RNA of Eimeria necatrix, 1719 nucleotides long. Its product is annotated as mitochondrial-processing peptidase alpha subunit, putative. The coding region runs from base 1 to 1719 and encodes 572 amino acids. Gene Ontology annotation, molecular function: metal ion binding. Gene Ontology annotation, cellular component: mitochondrion. NCBI's taxonomy places the organism in Eukaryota, Apicomplexa, Conoidasida, Eucoccidiorida, Eimeriidae. The record is from RefSeq and is a predicted model, not a curated record. The transcript has 9 exons.